CCUUCUUUAAAGGAAGUGCCAAAAUAAGCAGCUAUGGGCCAGAAUAUGAACACCUUUUCCACUGGUUGAUAGCAGUGGCUCACACAGCUCUGAAGAACCCUGAGAAGCAGCCUGGAGGGGAACGCUCAGUAGAACCACCAUGGAGACCGUUAGGAUAGCCCUACUCGUCUUCCUUCUAACCUCGCUCCAGCUCCUCACAACAGCACAACAAUCAACAACAAGCAAACGACCAGAUGCAUAUUCGGAUGCUGCUAAGUCUGUCGUCACAGAAACUACGACACCCGUCAUGACUGUUCCUCUUUCCACUGUAAACAACCUUGGUACAAACGUUCCUGCAACCAGUGUGACCCCAACCAAGACAGAGACUUCUACCUCAGCGCCUGCUACAUCAACAGUAACAGAAAAUACAAAGAUUUCAUCCUCACCCCUAGUCACAGUGAAGUCCACAUCUCCAUAUACUACGGAUAAUGGAACACAAGGGACCCAGGCCCCAACAACUGUUACCAAGAGUGACCCACUAAACAAAAUGCUCUCAGGUUCAGAGGAUGAAAAUACAGGUCAAGAUAGAGUCAAGGACAAUAAGAAUACGGGUCAAGAUGCCGGUCAAAAGGCUGAAGGUGAAGAGACGGAAACUCCUAAAUCAGAUAAGAACCUGCUGUGGAUUCUUUUGCCAGUCCUGGCAGUUGUGGGGGCUGCUGUCGUGUUCCUUCUGAAAAGUAAAUGCAUGAAGGACCACGAUCACACAGAGAUAACUGAUAAUGGAACAGAAAAUGCCUCUUUCCAGAGCAGGCCGGACAACGCCAAAGACGGUGUCAUGCUUCUCGGGGUGAAGUCUUCAGGCGGUGAAGACAAUGCUGCUGCAAGAUAAAAGGGAGGCCAUCCCAUUCGAAAUGACCAACGGAUGAGGACGAGCUCUUACAACCCAAAAAAUGGUCCAGAUCCCUUCACCUUCAACGAUCUAAACUGUAUGGACUAUCAAAUAUGGCGUCACAGAAUCCCAAAAGUUACUAAAGUGGGAACAUUUGUAUAUGGUUUGUGAGUAUUGUAGGAUAUGCGGCUCUUAACUGAACACGUGUCUGUUAGAAGAUAUAGCAUUUUUUAUUAUGUACGUCAUUGUUUUGUGUAUUCCAAUUUUGAUGGUAAUUUAGUCAAGAAAGAAUUGUGAUUUUAACUUAAUCAAGACCAACAUCCAGACAUUUUAGUCAGGAAAAUUAUGCUGGAUCCUGAAUUAAUAUGAAUAAAUUAACCCAAAUUGUCAUUGUCUGAGUGUACGAUGAUUGUUUGUCUCACCCCUGUAUUCAAGAUACUGGUUUUGAUUUGAUUAAAUGUACUGAACCUGAAUUCAACACACAAUUCCUCGAUUUAAACCAGUUAGUGACCAGUACACAUGGUUAACAAGUGUUUGUAUGCUUUAAACCUGUUUAAAAUAAUUAUUUAGUUUUCAGUGUAAAUGCCAGGAUUGUAAAGAUGAGCUCUUUUACCAGUAAGUUUCCUGCUUUUGAACAAGUUAUUUUGUAUAUUAGCUGUUCUUGUCAGAAAACAUUUGUCAAAUGUUUCCCAAGGAGGGUUGGGUUUGUUAAAAUCACAGAUGUAUGUUUUAUAAAAUUUGGGGUGAAAGCAAAUAAACUAAAUGUGUUUCUUUUUUGUAAAGGAGCAAUCCAUAAGA
Messenger RNA from Salmo salar (Atlantic salmon), 1666 nucleotides. RefSeq lists its product as uncharacterized. NCBI's taxonomy places the organism in Eukaryota, Metazoa, Chordata, Actinopteri, Salmoniformes, Salmonidae. The record is from RefSeq and is a predicted model, not a curated record.